Messenger RNA from Nannospalax galili (Upper Galilee mountains blind mole rat), 2527 nucleotides. RefSeq names its product integrin alpha FG-GAP repeat containing 1 (gene Itfg1). The record is from RefSeq and is a predicted model, not a curated record. NCBI's taxonomy places the organism in Eukaryota, Metazoa, Chordata, Mammalia, Rodentia, Spalacidae. Gene Ontology annotation, cellular component: plasma membrane. The transcript has 14 exons. Bases 1 to 1362 code for a protein of 453 amino acids.
AUGAACAAGGAAUUUCUUCCUGAGGAUGAAAAUAUUUUGGAGUUCAAGAAAUAUGAUUUUAUACUAAAAUUUUUUUCGUGUUUUAGAAAUUUAUCGUGGCAUUCUGCGUUCACCAUUAAUGGCACAGUGCGAUAUCCGCAUUCUCACGCAUUCAUUGAUCUGACUGAAGACCUUACAGCAGAUUUAUUCCUCACAACAAAGUCUUCCUCUGAUAACUUCCAGUUUCAGAUAUGGGAAAAUUUGGGUGGAAAUUUCUCACUCAUUAAUACAUUUGAAAAACCUAAAAAUUUGGUGGUGGUUGGACAGUCGGCAUUUGCAGACUUUGAUGGAGAUGGACACAUGGAUCACUUACUGCCAGGCUGUGAAGAUAAAAACUGCCAGAAAAGUGCAAUAUAUUUAAUGAGGUCCAGAACAAAGCAGUGGGUUCCUGUCCUACAAGAUUUUAGUAACAAGGGUACACUCUGGGGCUUUGUGCCAUUUUUACAUGAAGAGCAACCAACGGAAAUACCCAUUCCCAUCACCCUUCAUAUUGGAGAUUACAACAUGGAUGGCUAUCCAGAUGCUCUUGCUGUACUGAAGAAUACAUCUGGAAGCAGUCAGCAGGCCUUCUUACUGGAGAAUGUCCCUUGCAAUAACGCCAGCUGUGAGGAGGUACAUCGGAUGUUUAAAGUCUACUGGGAGCUCCCUGGCCUAAAUCUCAUCAAAGAUGCUAUGGUUGCCACCUUCUUUGACAUUUAUGAAGAUGGAAUCUUAGACAUUGUGAUACUGAGUAAAGGCGACACCAAGAGUGAUGCUGCCAUUCAUAUGCUAAAAAAUAAUUUUGAAGCAGAUGCUUAUUUUGUUAAAGUCAUUGUUCUUAGUGGUCUGUGUUCUAAUGACUGUCCUCGUAAGAUAACACCCUUUGGAGUGAACCAGCCUGGACCUUAUAUCAUGUACACAACUGUAGAUGCAAAUGGAUAUCUGAAAAAUGGCUCAGCUGGGCAGCUCAGCCAGUCUGCACACUUAGCUCUUCAACUGCCUUAUAAUGUGCUGGGUUUAGGUCGAAGUGCCAAUUUUCUUGACCAUCUUUUUGUUGGUAUUCCUCGUCCAUCUGGAGAGAAGUCUAUAAGAAAACAAGAGUGGACUGCAAUCAUUCCAAAUUCCCAGCUGAUUGUCAUACCAUACCCUCAUAAUGUCCCUCGAAGCUGGAGUGCCAAACUGUAUCUUACACCAAGUAACAUCGUUCUGCUGACUGCUAUAGCUCUCAUUGGUGUCUGUGUUUUCAUCUUGGCAAUAAUUGCCAUUUUACAUUGGCAGGAAAAGAAAGCAGAUGAUAGAGAAAAACGUCAAGAAGCACACCGGUUUCAUUUUGAUGCUAUGUGACUUGGUAUUAUGUAAUGAGAUAACCAUUUGAUUCACUGAAAUACUAAAUUUUGACUCAGAAAAAGUGGGUUUGAUAUAUUUAUGUGAUCCCUUGGCAAUUAUUGGAAAAUACUAAAAUACAGCCUGAAUAUCUCAUAAAGUCUUUUUUAAAGCACUUUGUAAUAAUUUGGGCUCUUUAUUCACUAGUACUGAACAUUUUGUUCCUUUGUGGAUGUGCUGCAUGUUCUCUGGCGUGUUUGUAUUUAUAAUCUUCUUAGAGUAAUGAUGAUGGAAAGAUAUGUAAAUAAAAAAUAUUUAAAUGAGCUGGGGCAGGGGCGUUGUUCCACCUGAAUUGGUCUUACUUCUUAUGUUAGUAAUGCAAAUUGAAUGUUCACAGGAUAUGACAGAUAAAGUUAUUAAACAUUAACUUUUAUCACAGCAGAUCAGGGGGUUCUUAUAAAAGACAUACAGUGUGAUUGACUUGCCUGGCCUUGGAAUCACAGUCUUGCCUUAAACUCCUGGCUCCGUAACUUACAGUACUUAGUACAGUGCUAAGCAUACAGUAGUGUUCAUCAAGCAGUCGCAGUCAUUAUCACUAUUUUUAGGUGAUUUUAUUUUACUCCUAUAGCUAAUUAUCAGAACAAAUACAAUUGAUAGGUUUUUUUAGACAUAAGGAAGUCAAACUAAAAUUCUUGGUGGUACAAAUCUUAUGUAAUUUUUUCUGCAAAUUAUAGUACUCUUCAAGAGUAAAUGUGUACUAAAAAUGGCCAUUUGAACACUAAUCCUUAUGUGAUAAUGGAAAGCACUUGAUUUCUUGAAAGAAAGUUGCUUAUAGGCAGACUGGAAAUGCAAAUCUGCCAUCAAAUUUCUGAUUUCUAAAGCUUAGAAAAAUAUUAUUUCUAUUCAGACCUCAGUGUAAAUUUUAUAUUGUGAACUUUACAUUGCCAAAAUUUACUUUUAAAUGAUUUAAAUCUAGAAUUGAAGGGGGAGAUUUGUAUAUCAAGGCUAAUAUUUUCUAAUUAUUUGGGCAUGUUAUGGUUCUAAAUAUACAAAAAAUUUCUCUGAAAAAUUUUGUUCAUGUUAUUUUUUUCUUUACACUUCACUGGGGGCCAUGUGUUUAAUUAUUUUCUUUUGUGUCUAAGCAUGUUACUGUAGCUUCUAAAUAAAUAUUCCUUACUAAAUGAAA